AUGACCGUUUCCAAGGUCCCCGUCUGGCUGGACUGCGACCCAGGACACGAUGACGUGUUCGCGAUGCUGCUAGCCGCAUACCAUCCCCGGAUCAAGCUGCUGGGCGUUUCGACGGUGUUCGGAAACGCCUCUCUCGAGCACACGACGCACAACGCCGCCUCGGUCCUCACGGCGCUGGGCAAGCACAACGACAUCCCCCUGUACACGGGCCUCGGCAAGGCGCUCGAACGGCCGGCCAUCCACGCGCCGACGGACAUUCACGGCGAGAGCGGUCUCGACGGCACCGACCUGCUGCCGGCGCCCAAGUGCAAACCACAGCCCACGCCGGCCAUCGAGGCCAUGGCGACGGCGCUCAAGAGCCAGCCGGCCGGGACGGCCUGGGUCGUCGCCACGGGUGCUCUCACCAACGUCGGCGCCCUCUUCCGCAAGUACCCCGAGCUCAUCGCGCACAUCAAGGGCCUGAGCCUCAUGGGCGGUUCCUUCGGCGGCGGCUUCUCCGACGCGCCCAUGGGCAAGGUCGACGACGUCGAGCGCAUCGGGAACGUGACGCCGUAUGCCGAGUUCAACAUUCUCGUCGACCCCGAGGCCGCCGCCGACAUCUUUCACAACCCGGAGAUUGCCCGCAAGACGACGGUGGUACCGCUCGACCUGAGCCACCAGGUGCUAGCCACGGACGAGGUGAGAGACCUGCUGCUCUACGGCCAGGGUGGCGAGAAGUCGGGCGUGGGCAAGUCGACGCUGCGGACGAUGCUGGUCGAGCUGCUCUACUUUUUCGCCAAGACCUACGUUGACGUGUUUGGCAUCACGGCCGGCCCCCCGCUGCACGACCCCAUCGCCGUCGCCGCCGUGCUCAUCGGCACCGGUGACGAGAUUCCCUUUUUCGAGUGGGACGCGUCCAAGAGCUUGUCGCCCCGGCACGACGAACGCUUCGAGGUCACCGUCGUCACCGAAGGAUCCUUUGACGAGGCGAAGAGCGGCGGUAAGCAGACGGGUAGGACACUGGCCAAGCCGCUGCCCGUCGGGUCCGAGGGCGUGCGGAUACCGAGAGGCAUGGACGUGACCAAGUUCUGGCAGGUCAUGGAGGAGUGCAUCGGGCGGGCCGACGUGGUCAACAAGGGCUAG
This is a messenger RNA of Drechmeria coniospora, 1122 nucleotides long. RefSeq lists its product as uncharacterized. Gene Ontology annotation, biological process: purine nucleoside catabolic process. Gene Ontology annotation, cellular component: cytosol. The record is from RefSeq and is a predicted model, not a curated record. Bases 1 to 1122 code for a protein of 373 amino acids. NCBI's taxonomy places the organism in Eukaryota, Fungi, Ascomycota, Sordariomycetes, Hypocreales, Ophiocordycipitaceae. The transcript has 4 exons. Gene Ontology annotation, molecular function: purine nucleosidase activity.